Eucalyptus grandis is the source of this 1043-nucleotide messenger RNA. RefSeq names its product transcription factor MYB82. The coding region runs from base 126 to 995 and encodes 289 amino acids. The transcript is spliced from 3 exons. The record is from RefSeq and is a predicted model, not a curated record. Lineage: Eukaryota; Viridiplantae; Streptophyta; Magnoliopsida; Myrtales; Myrtaceae.
CUGGAGCUCUGCAACAGGAGACUCCAUCCUCGCCGAUAUAUUCACGUCUUUGAAAUAGCGGUAAAGGGGUGAUCUGAAAUCAGGGAAACAGAGGAGAGAAGAAAAGGAAUAUAUUAGUACACCUUAUGGGCAGGAGUCCGUGUUGUGCAAAGGAAGGAGUGAAUAGAGGAGCUUGGUCCAAUAAUGAAGACCGAAUCCUCACCGACUACAUCGCCCUCCAUGGAGAAGGCAAAUGGAGGAAAGUUGCUCAGAAUACAGGUCUAAAUAGAUGCUUCAAGAGUUGCAGGCUCAGAUGGGUAAAUUACUUGAAACCAGGCAUUAAGAGAGGUACCAUCUCCCCUGAUGAGGAAGAUCUCAUUAUCAGGCUUCAUCGUCUUCUGGGUAAUAGGUGGGCUUUGAUAGCUGCUAGGCUUCCGGGACGAACCGACAAUGAAAUAAAGAACUAUUGGAAAACCAUUUUGGUCAAAAAGCUUCAGGCUGCAAGGCCGCAUGACAAGCACAAUCUCAACUGUGAAGAAAAGGUAUUUGCCAGUGAUGGACUAGUCUUGAAUCAACAGGUGAAUUCCCACCAUAAAGUCCUUGGCUCCACGGAGUUCUCCACGUCAAAUGAACUAGACAAGGACUUGGAGAAAAUAAUCAACACUGGCGCAAAGAAUAGUGACACCGAUAACCUAAUUUCUUUUCGAGUAGAGGACGGAGAUGACAAUGAUAUGAACUUCUUGAAUGAUGGCGAUGAAGAUUUUAUUUUCGGUGUUUCAGACUCGAGUUUGCCAUCGGAUCAUGAGAAGAUGGAGAUGGAAGAGGAGAAAGAUUUAACUGGUGUGAAUAAUGGGAGCUUUCCUUGUUUAGAGGUCUGUGCUUCUUCAUGUUCAAGAGAUGAAGACAGGAUCGAAACUCAGAUGUCGAAUAAUUACGAUUCUUGUGAUCAGCCCUCUUUACACAUGGAGUUGAAGAAGUUGGCUCGUUUUCUAGAAUUGGAAGAUGAGUUUUCUUAAAGCUGAUGUCAAGCAUUAAUUGGUGCUUUGCUGGGCUAGUUAUUUAAU